AUGCCGCUGCCUCAACACCACACCAUCGUGGCGGCCAAGGCCCGCGGUACGCUCAUGAUCCGUCCUGAGGCCCCUGUGCCCGCACUGGAACCCGACACAGUCCUCGUCAGGACGGCGGCCGUGGCCAUCAACCCGCACGACGCCAAGACGCUCGAGUACAGCCCUAUACCGGGCGCCAUCGUGGGGAGUGACUUUUCCGGCACUGUAGUCGCCCUCGGGGCUGACGCGCUGGCCUCUGGCCGGUUUGCUAUUGGCGACCGCGUGGCCGGCACUGUGCUGGGCAUGAACAAGCUGCGGCCUGACAUUGGGGCGUUUGCCGAGUACGUCAGCGCUAUGGCCGACUUUUUGCUCAGGAUCCCCGACCACAUGAGUUUUGAGGAGGCGGCGACGCUGCCGCUGGGCACAGCCACAGCCAUGUUCGCACUGUUCAGCGAGCUGGGCCUGCCUGUGUCGCUAGACCAGCUGGGGCGCGAGGGGGCGGCUGCAGGGGCAGGGACAGCAGGCGUGGACCCCGGCGGCGACGAUGAGCGCGAGAUUGUUCUCGUGGCAGGGGGCAGCACCGCCACGGGCACGCGCGCCAUCCAGCUGCUGAAGCUGGCUGGCCUACGCCCCAUCACGACAUGCUCGCCCUCCAACCACGACCUCGCGAUCCGCUUCGGUGCCGAGAAGGUCUUUGACUACCACAGCCCCUCGUGCGCCGCCGACAUCCGUGAGUACACGGGAAACGAGCUGGCCUAUGCCCUCGACUGCGUAUCUCAAGCAGACACCACCCAGCUGUGCUACGCCGCCCUUGGACGUGCUGGCGGCCGCUACGUCGCCCUCGAACCAUUCCGCGAGACCAUUGCUCAGACCCGCUCCGGCACGGUCCAGCCGUCCUGGUUCAUGGGCCCCAGCCUACUCGGGGUCGAGGUCGACAUGCAUGGCGAGUAUGCACGAGAGGCUCGCCCUGAGAACCGCAUCUUCGGGGCCCGCUCCUUUCUAGCCAUGCAGGGGCUGCUGGAUCGCUGUCUGGUCGACACACACCCUGCCAGAGUCAUGCCUGGCGCGUGGGAGGGUGUUAUGCGGGGGGUGAGCACAAUGCUGACAGAGCCGCCGUCCGGCUGCAAACUGGUCUUUCCUGUCGCCUAG
This is a messenger RNA of Cryphonectria parasitica EP155, 1128 nucleotides long. RefSeq names its product GroES-like protein. Lineage: Eukaryota; Fungi; Ascomycota; Sordariomycetes; Diaporthales; Cryphonectriaceae. The coding region runs from base 1 to 1128 and encodes 375 amino acids. The record is from RefSeq and is a predicted model, not a curated record. Gene Ontology annotation, molecular function: oxidoreductase activity, acting on NAD(P)H. The transcript is spliced from 2 exons.